This is a messenger RNA of Patiria miniata (bat star), 2614 nucleotides long. RefSeq names its product heparan sulfate glucosamine 3-O-sulfotransferase 2-like. The coding region runs from base 361 to 1791 and encodes 476 amino acids. The record is from RefSeq and is a predicted model, not a curated record. Gene Ontology annotation, molecular function: [heparan sulfate]-glucosamine 3-sulfotransferase activity. Lineage: Eukaryota; Metazoa; Echinodermata; Asteroidea; Valvatida; Asterinidae. The transcript has 2 exons.
AUCCGACGAAAAACGAAGACGCUGUCUGCGCAGGUUUGUCUACAAAAAGUAGAUUCUUUUUUGCAGUGUUUGGUUGAAGAUCAUGUCUUUUGUGUCUUUCAUUGACUAUUAUCAGUGUCAUUUAUCAGCGGAAUCAAUCUUCAUGUUCCUAAUUACAUCAGGAGACAGAAAACAUGCAGAGACGUUGUCGAUGGCCCGCAAUCCCAUUCGGUGCAAAGAUACAACACCGUGAGUGUCACUUUGUCAGUGAUUGACAUGCACAGUAUGCAGUACAGUACAGUGCAUCAUUGAUGAGGAGAUAUAACCAGAAAGCACAGUGACGGUAUUUGGUUGCGGAUGGUCUAAUGUACUAUCGCCACAAUGUCCUACAUCAGUGUAAGGAAAAAGGCAAUUGUUGCUCUCCUGUGUCUGGCGUCCUUCACCGUGGGUUGCAUUCUGACCACCAAACUAAACUCAAAGACGUCUUUCCAAUUUCCGGCGGCUGUGGCCUCGCUGCCCAAUUUGAGCAAGAGGAUACGAGGACAGCAUGUCAAGGCCGACAGCGGGAAUAACGUCACGGAAUCCAGACAAGAGGAUUGGAUGGGCCCGGGAGAAGCUCUCGUCAAUGAUAUCGCAAAGACAUUCUUCACCCAAAACGAAACAGAUAUUUUUGAAGACUAUGCUUACGAAUUGGAAACAAAACCACCGGCAGCCAAAACCCAUCCAGUGGCCCAGCGUGUGUCCAAGAAUAACUAUUAUGUUGAAGUUCCAGACCCCCGGGCAGGCUUCCUUCUGAAGAAGGUCAUCAGCAAACUGCCCAGUGAUGUUGUGAGGUCAGUUAGGAUGGAAAACAGGAUUUUAGGUGAUCCACAUUUAUACCAAAAAUCUCCUGUGCCUUUUGCCCAUAAAUCACCCAUACGAAAUGUCCAGGAGAAAUGGGCGGCGUUUAUCCAAGGCAUGAAUGAGUUGGGCUAUGAGCAGCGACUUCCGGUCAUCAUCAACAUAGGCGUCAAAAAGAGCGGGACAAACGCCUUUGGCUUUUUCAUCUCCCAGCAUCCGCAGAUUGCCCACUCCAUCGGCAACGAGGUCCACUACUUUGACUGGAACUACGACAAGGGCAUUGAGUACUACCGCUCCCGCAUGAUGUUCUCCAAGGCCAACCAGUUCAGCUUUGAAAAAACACCUCGGUACUUUGUCACGCCGGACGCGCCCAGGAAAAUCUUGAAGGACCUCCCAGGCCAUGUCAAAUUUGUGAUUUGUGUGCGGGACCCUGUGGAACGCGCCAAGUCGGAAUUCAGGCAUGAAGAGGAGUUGGGGAUGCGCCGCGGCGUGUCGGACAAAGCCAAAGUCAGAACGCAGGCAAAAUCCGAAACCCCGACCUCGCAAGGUAAGAAAUUUGAACAAACAGUACUCGAUAUGAACGGCCAAGUGAAUGCAUCCAACGACAUAGUCAGAACCAGCAUGUACUCCAAGCACUUUCAAAAUUGGCUGGAGACCUUCCCUCGCAAUCGAUUCUACAUUUUGAGCGACGAGCGGGUGAAUAAAGACAUCUACGGGGAAAUGAAAAAUGUUGAGAAGUUUCUCGGUUUAAAGCCAUUCUUCAAGAAGGACAUGUUCUACUACAACAGGGAGAUCCAUGCUCCUUGUAUGAAAGUUGAGCCCAGACCCUGCCCAGCUAAGAGCACACCAGGCUUUCUGCCCAAGGCAGACCCCAGCCCAGAGGUCGUUGAAAAACUGAGGGAUUUCUAUCGUCCGUAUAAUCAAGAAUUUGAAAAGCUUACCCAGAUGAAAUUCUCAUGGACAAAUCUAUGAAUCAGAGUUUUGAUUUUUUUUUUUAAGAUGGUGCAUGAAAUAUUGUUAGUUUAUAAUUCUUUUGAAUCCUUUUCGUUCUUUUGCUCAUAAUAGAUACUUUAUAUGAUCUACUCCCCACACAAUGUCACGUACAAAUGUACAUGUAGCCCCUGAAACAGGGAAUUACUUUUGUUGAUGUAUUUUCAUGCUCUUCCUUGUUCUCGGACAAGUUGAUUUUGUAUAAAUUUUCAAUUUGUAUGUUUUAUUUUGGGUUCCUCUUUUUUUUGCUUUGGGCAGCUGUGACCCUCUGAAAAAAAGUUUGCUCUUAUGUUGGGUUGCAGCCUGGAAUUAUUGUUGGGCCUGAAUUAUUGUUGCGUUGUAAAUAAUUCAAACUUUGUUUAGUCCAUAACUAAUACUGUACAUGGGGGAUUUUAUCCAUUAAUGCUUCAUUCAGAAGCAAAUAACUUUUGUAUUGCUUGAAAGUAGCAAUUUUAAAGUAAAUGUCUAUAUUUUUCGGAGUGAAACUGAAAUAGGCCUACAUGUGAGAGCAACUUUUAAAAUUGAAAACAUAACUAUAACUAUUGAAUUAAAAAGUAACUGCAUUUUCGGUCCCCACAAAUACCUCGUACAGUCGAGUGUACAUGUAUGUCCCCACAGCUACGGAACAAGACAUCGUGGCCAUGUUUCAUGUAAACAAACACGGGGCUUCAUUUCUAGGCCAGUGGUAACAAAUCGUGCAUUUGUUUACAAGUUACUCAUGUGUGCUUAUUGUACCAUAUAUGAAAGAUGUAUGUAAAAUAGUAUAAAAUAUAUUCGUAAUAAGCUUUGGCUUUUUUAAAAUUAA